CAAUCCAGCGGCCAACAGCAGACGCAGUACGCCAACACGCCAUCUUUCCUUGAUGAAACACAUGUCCCAGCAUGCACCGAGAAGGGAAAGUCCAAGUCUUCGUCCACUUCCUCUACUUCCGCUUCGUCGUCAUCUUCAUCCGGGUCAUCCCAUGAUACAUCCAACGGGGAGUGCACUCUUCUCAAACAGCGACAGAAGAGGAAGCCACGAGUCUUGUUUUCACAGGCUCAAGUUUACGAACUGGAACGACGAUUUAAACAGCAGCGAUAUCUGUCUGCCCCAGAGCGGGAACAGAUGGCAGCACUGCUGAAACUCACUUCCACCCAGAUCAAGAUCUGGUUUCAAAACCGCCGUUAUAAAUGCAAGCGUCAAAGACAGGACAAAUCCUUGGAGCUUCAAGCGAUGCAGCCGCCAAGGAGAGUCGCCGUUCCCGUGCUGGUGAGAGAUGGUAAGCCGUGCAUGGGGCCGCCACCAACUCCAUAUUCCGCUCCCUAUAACGUCAACCCGUUUGCUUACAACACAACAACAACUUCGGGACCUUAUUGUAACAGUGGUCACAUGAGCUCGCAUGUCCCCCAGCAAGCACAGCUACAGCAGCAGGGCUACGUACAGCAACAACUGCAUCAAGGAAUUCGAGCCUGGUAG
Molecule: messenger RNA, 645 nt
Organism: Candidula unifasciata
Lineage: Eukaryota; Metazoa; Mollusca; Gastropoda; Stylommatophora; Geomitridae
Source: the annotation of a GenBank genome assembly